Molecule: messenger RNA, 5231 nt
Organism: Mercenaria mercenaria
Lineage: Eukaryota; Metazoa; Mollusca; Bivalvia; Venerida; Veneridae
Exons: 11
Coding region: 172-1638 (488 amino acids)
Source: RefSeq, a predicted model, not a curated record
UACAGCUCCAUAACAACAGUGUAAACAAACAAUGGAUUUGGUUAUCAGAGCGUGACAAUGUCGUGUAAUCACGUGUAGAUUAAGAAUUUGGCGUGUCCGAACGUACGAUAUUAAUUUAGCAGUGUUUUCUUGAAAAUUGUGGAUAAUUUACAAGACAAUAAAGGCUUAACUAUGUCUCAAGGACAAGAGGUAGAACUGCAGCAGGUUGGUGAGAACAGUGAAAAACCAGAAUUUGAACCAGAGACCAAUGCUGGUGAAACACAACAAAGCACAGAUGUUCAGGGACCAGCUGGUGUUGAAGGUACAGACAAUCCUGCUUACACAGCACAAGAUGAACCACCACUGGAGGAUAUACCACCACCAAUGACAUUUGUCGACUUCUUGCCAUUACUGAUUGAACCAGCUGGCUCAAAUGCUGAUGCACCUGUGUACGCUGAAUUCAGCACAGUACUGGAACAAGCAAACCAGUGGCUGAAAGGAAACCCUGCAUUUAAAGCCAUGAAGUUGGAAUCUAUCAUUAAAAAGAUUGCUGAUAAAGAUGUUGUCGACCUUGAUCAAGUAAUUUACCAUGAGAGUACUUAUGGUGUGAACAAAUAUCUUCGAGGACUCAGAUUAUGGCUUGCACCACGUCAAGAUACCAGUGAACCAGUCCAGGAAAUCGGCUACCUUACAACGUUACCAGAGCCGGUAGACGAGUCGAAUUCUGAGGCUGUUCUAUCAAUGUUCCGUCCAUCAAGGUACAGGAUAGCAUCUGGCAUCCCUUCCUACUGCGGUACAGCUGACAUGAUGGCCCAGCUGAAUAAAUUUCUCAAGAAGAAGCCAAUUCCAGGAUCCAUCCUGAAUGUAGAAACCCUAAAAGUGAAGUAUGAAGACCUUGGUAAUAAAUGUUUAAAUAGUGAAAAGAUGUGUUGGGCCGACUGUGGGAAAGAGGACAGAGUUUAUAUCCAUGCAUUGAGGGUAUAUUAUACUGUUGGAAAACCAGCAUUUGAAGUUAUAGGUUACCAUGACGAGGUACCAGUAUGCAUCAACAACUGGGAGCUAGUUAGUAAAAUCCGGUUCUGUCCAUUCACCACAGUUGUGCAGAGAGCAAAAAACUGGCUCCGAACACAGAAGGGUAUACGAGUUAUCAACAUGCAGACAGUGGAAGUAUUCAGCGACAGAACUAACAAAGGUGAAGCAAAAGUACAUCAUGAUGUGGCAGGGCACGGGGAGGCUGCUGGCCAGGAUACCCAGUUUGCACGUGUUCUUAGAUUGUUCUAUAUACAGGAUUCAAAGAAUGAGGAAUGUCUAUAUUCAUCACUUGGUCUUACCACCCGGUUGUUCAUCCCAUCCCGUCGCGGUGAUUGGGGCAAAAACUGUGAAACCUUCUCGAAGACAAUGCAGAGAGUUAUCACAUGGUUACAGCUAACAAAGACACCAAUAUUUGGAGUAGAGACAGUAAAUUAUCAGUUUUCUCCGGAUAGUUAUGGUACUGGUGUGAGGGAAAAUGAUGCAUCUAUCACCUUAUUAGCCACCUCAGGCAAAUAUUUCAUCACCACUGUCAGACUGUAUUUCCCUUGCGAGUUCCAGGAACCAGCACCAGAGUUGUUACCGCAGGAAGAGGAGGAUCAGGGCUGGUGGGCGUGUUCAGUCUCUUAACUUACUGAUGAUUGAUUGGUCAGUUUGGUUGAUAAAGAAUUAUGAUUGGCCUUCAGAGAUGUAAAAAAUUACCUGGACUAUCAGUAAAUGGACUGACUAAAUUUGAAAUAUAAAGACAUGAUGGCUGUUUGAAAAUUUAGGAAGAACUGUUCUGUUUACCUAGCUGAUAUUCCAUAUCAUAAUUAAUUAUUCAGUAAAGCCAAUUAAAAACAUUGAAGUAAUGCAAACAUCUUGCAGUGAUAAAGCAAAUAACACUUUUUAAACAAAUCAUUAAGAUUUACUUACUUUAACAUUCUGCAGAAGAGGGCAUUUUUUGUAUAUUUUUUCCAUCUAUUAUGUAUUACAAGUUCAAGGAACACGAUGGUAAAAUUCAACAAUAACACGUGAAUAUUUAUCUUUUAUCAACGUUUGGCGCUUUUGCCUUCAUCAGGAUUUUUUUUUAAGUUCAAGGAACGUAAUUCAUUAGUGCAGACUUAAACAUCAUGUGAUUACCUGCAGACACAUUAGAGACAGUUUAAAAGUUUCUCACCGUCACAAAUGAGAGUUCUUCACACACUCGUAUAUUUCAUCUUUAGAAUUAAUUAUCAGAAUUUAAAGGUAUAAAAUAAAUACUGACUGAGAUUUUAAUAGGUAGUAGCUAAAUCAUUGAGGCAAUAUUUUUUUCUGAAAUUAGUUUCUUUUUUUUUUUGUACUAUGAUUUAUUUUUGUUUUGUGUUCAGACAUUUUAGGAGUUACAUUUUACUGAUAAUUUACAUAUCUACCUUCUAAUUUACAUAUUAAGCAUAAUCAACUGCAGUAAAACACUGAUUACUCAAAGUCGCAAUGUGAUGAUAAAAAUGCUCGAGGUUAUCCAGGGUUUUGGGUCAUCCUAACAUAGAAAAUACAAGGAAAACAAUUACUCGAGCAAACCCUGGUGCUCGAGUUACUGGUGCACGAGGGAAUGGUGGUUCACUGUACAUGUACUUUCAUUAAUGAGAUGUGUUGUAGAUUUCUAGCUUGUUGUAGAUUUAGACAUUGUUUUUGUUCAUCUUUACAUUUAACGAUAUUUAUACAUUCCGUCCAGGCAAUCAGUAUGUUGAUAAGGGUAAGAUAAAAUAUGAAACAAAUAUGUGAACAUGUAUGUAAAUAUCUUAUUGAAAAUGUGUUUGAAACUUUUUUUGCACAAUAUUCAUUGCCUAUAGUGUUUUGUUUUUUGAUUGACACAGUGUUACACUGUAUCAGUGUAUUUUAUACUUUUUGCAACCGUUGCCCUUCAAGGGGGGAAAAGGGACUGAUGGAGAUUGGCUUUAGUAUAUGAUAUUAAAUAUAAAGAUCAUUUUUUUCUGGAAUGAUGUGUCAGUGCUUAGAGUAAGGGUUGAUAUAUUUGAUUUAUACAAUAAGGAUGGGUCUGCCCAGUCAACUCGAGUAGAACCCAGAAUUUCAGCAGUAGCGUAAAAAUUCAGUUUGAGACUUAAAAUUCAGAUUGAGAGUAUGUUCCAUAUCAUAAUUGGCCUCCACUUAUAUUCAUGUGAGGAGGUUACAUUUAUUUGUGGAUAUAGGUCAAUACUGACAUGGAACCCAGGAACACUGGCUUGGUUAACUGACCAUAAUAUAGAUAGCUGAAAUACUUUCGAAAAAUGACCUAAAACCCAGCAAAACAGACAAUUGAAUAUUAAAGGAAGGAUGGGGGAGCAUGUGUUUUAAAACAGAAACUGAUAAGCAAGCACAUUUUAAAGGGGACCAAAGACUUGAGCAGGUAGAGGGUGGGAGACAGUAGUUUAGAAGAAACCUUUUGUUUUUGCAUUUAUAUUUGUGCAUAUAAGCUAAAUACUGAUUUCAGUUUCUUAUUAUACACUAUCUACUUCCUGUUUCAUUUUAUAACUGAUUUUUCUUCUUCCAUUUUAUUUAUUUUGUGUAUCAUUAUUAUUAUUAUGUAAGUUUUGAGAUCUGCUAUUUAUUGUUGUGUAUUUUUGUGAUAUUUACUAUGGUUUUCCAUAAUUUUCUCAGUAUUUUUUGUACAAUCCCUUUUAAAGAUCAAAUAACUUUGAAGUAUUUUGGAUUUUUGCUAUAUUAUUCAAUUUCUGUAUAUAUGAUGUUUACAGCAUCAUGAGUAUAUAUUUAUUGUCUGAUAAAUAUGAUGGAACUUACACUUGUUUUGUGUAUUUGAUUCUCAAAGAAUGUUGUUUGGAUAAAAUGAAGGUAUACUGAUUGUAACUGCAACUUAUUUGAGGAUGUUAAAUGCUAUACUGAAACUUUCUAUAUGAAGUAAAAAAGUCGCUGGAAACAAUGAGGAUAUAAAAGCCUUAUAUAAAUAUGGAGGUUUUAGGAUUGGAUCCUGGCAUAGUGUAUGCUGUCUCUGAUGAUUGCUUGAAGACAUUUAAGCUCACGGGUCCUCCAGCUGUGAUUCAUGUGGGGAAGUUGUCUAAAGGCAUUCUUCAAUCUAAACCACUUUGGGAAGUUGUCUAAAGGUAUUCUCCAAUAUCUAAAACCAUGUGGGGAAGAUUUUUGAAGUCAUUCAUUCUCUACCACUGAAUUAUGUAGAGAAGUUGUCAGAAGUUAUUCUUCCUCCAUCAUUAAUUUAUUUGUGGAAGUUGUCUAAAAUCAUCCAUCCUCAAUCUCUCAUUCAUUUUGGAAAGUUUUCUAAAGUCAUUCAAUCAGUUAUCAACUACGUUUUAACAUUGGUAAGGAAUUCAAGAACUAUCCUAACUUACGGCCUUACAUAACUGAAAUUCUGUUGAAAAAAGGCAUUAAUCUCAAAACAAACAUUCAUAUUACAAACAACAAAGAAUCGAAUAGUACAUUUUAAUGAAUAAGGUCUUCUUUGAUUUGUAAAAAAGAUGUGUCAGGGAGCAAUUUUAUUGCUUUUUUCUUCUUCAAUAAACAUGUUAGCUUUAGAAUGAGAGAUUGAACAAAGAUGACGUGAAUACCUAAUGAAUAGAAGGUGUUCAUGUUGAAUACCAGUCAAUGCUCUUCAAUAUUUUCAUCUUGAAGUAUGAAAAAAAAUGAACAAGUAAGGCAACUUUUAAUUGUUUUGGAUUUAGUAGCAGUCAAUUAGAGGCUGUAUUCUAUAUAUAUAUAAAAAGACACUUACAAAUAGAAUAUGUAGGAUGAGAUUGCCCAAAACACCUGUAGGAGUGUUUGAAUAUGGAGGAAGCUUGAAAGUGACUGAUUUAGCUGUUGACAGCACUGAAAACCGGAACAGGCGCUAUAAACCAUAAAGAGAUGUUUGACAACUAUAGGUCAAAGCUGCUACAUGUAUUCACAUUAUGAAAAUAUCUUUAUUGUAAAUGUUUUCACCUUACAUUGUCACCAAGUUUAUGCACUACUUCGUAGUAAGGCACAUCUGUUUCAGUCAUUUGUCUUGUUAUCCAAAACAAUUAAUGAGUAAUAUUGUUGUGUUCUACUGAUCUUAUGCGAUUGUUUGUUAUCAGCAAAAACCAAAAACCAUGUGCUUUAAAACAACUUUUAAAUGGUAUAGCUGCAAGUACUGGUUUAAGUAGGCUACUCAAAUUAUUUUGUUGAGUUUAAGGUAACUUUUUCUUUUAUGAAAUAAAUUUUUGCUCAAGUUUGUAUCAAUAGGCUUUCAAUGAAUGAAAUAAACUUGAGAAACUGUU